Colius striatus (speckled mousebird) is the source of this 977-nucleotide messenger RNA. RefSeq lists its product as uncharacterized. The transcript is spliced from 5 exons. The record is from RefSeq and is a predicted model, not a curated record. Lineage: Eukaryota; Metazoa; Chordata; Aves; Coliiformes; Coliidae. Bases 1 to 924 code for a protein of 307 amino acids.
AUGAGGAGGCUGGACUUCAAGCUCUUUCUUCCUUGGAGGACUCACAGAGGUGGAGAUGGACAACUGGAGAUCCUCUAUAACUCAGAGGUGUCUUUCCCUCACCGCCUGUACACAGACCUGGAAGCUGUUUUCUAUCACUUCCGCCUCCGUCAGCCCCUCGGCACCGUAACACAGCAGCCUCUGCUCUACGUCAGAGGGACGGUUCCUCGGGCAUGUUUCCAGGCCUUGGCCAGGCUCAGCUACCUCUGCCACAGUAAGAGGCUGAGGGAUGUAAUCCAGGGGGAUCUGCUGCCCUCAGCAGAGAUGAUCACAGCCUUAAGUCACGAGUAUGGAGUUGCCUUAACUGCUGAGGAUCUCUUCACUCAGAAACCUCCUGUACUCUCAUUUGAGUCUGAUGAUUAUACAGUACCAGGGAAAGCCAGCAGAGUGAAACAGGCAGUGUGUUCUUCAUCAGAGACCUACAAUGAAGUGUAUGUGCAGCAGAAGGAGAAGAGAGAAGACAAAGUGUCUUUUGAGAGAAACCACAUUGUGGCUAACAUUGCUGCUGCAGGCCAGCUCAAAGGGAAGAUGAAAAAGCCAGAGUUAGAAACUUUCAGGAUUUCUCCCAUUGAUGGCAAAUCUGUCUUUAACUACAGCUCUCAGAGCCUGAAUUCGGCAGAACUCGCGAAGCAGCAGCUCCGCCGGGAAAUGGCAAAGGAACCAAAGACCAGAUUCACUUAUUGUCAGGAGUACCUGUCAGCCACAUUUGACCCAGUGGAUGAGGUUGCUGCCUGGAAAGAAUCCUUUGCAAAAUCCAAGAGUAUGUGGCUGUCACCAGAGGGGUUUGUAUUUCCUGGGUUUAAGAGCAGCAUUGAAAGCAACCUGCACCCUCGGAUGCCUGAUGGGGCACGUCUGGAGGAGUUAAAGGAGGUAACAGGCAACUGAAAAGAACUGUCCUGGGUGAACUGAAGCAUUUUUAGGAGACUUGAAAGAGGCAG